Pseudovirgaria hyperparasitica is the source of this 378-nucleotide messenger RNA. RefSeq names its product protein HMF1. Gene Ontology annotation, molecular function: deaminase activity. The coding region runs from base 1 to 378 and encodes 125 amino acids. Gene Ontology annotation, cellular component: mitochondrion; cytosol. NCBI's taxonomy places the organism in Eukaryota, Fungi, Ascomycota, Dothideomycetes, Acrospermales, Acrospermaceae. The record is from RefSeq and is a predicted model, not a curated record. The transcript is spliced from 4 exons.
AUGGCUGAGAUGAAGAAGGUCUUCUCUGCUGAGGCAGCACCACCUGCCGGCCCAUACUCCCAAGCCAUAAUUGUCGGCCCCACAAUCUUCCUCUCGGGCCAAAUCCCCAUGGACUCCACGGGAAAGAUCGUCGAGGGCAGCAUUGGCGACCUCACCACCGCUUGCGUCGCCAACAUCAAGGCCAUCCUCAAAGAAGCAGGCUCCGACAUCUCCAAAGUCAUCAAGACCACAGUCUUCCUCGACGACAUGGCCAAUUUCGCCGCCAUGAACGCGUCGUACGAGACGCACUUUACGCACAAGCCCGCGCGCAGCUGCGUCGCUGUCAAGACCCUGCCUAAGAAUGUGCCGGUGGAGAUUGAGUGCAUUGCCAUGGUGUAA